Messenger RNA from Equus caballus (horse), 5328 nucleotides. It is a transcript of the gene PLEKHM1, whose product is annotated as pleckstrin homology and RUN domain containing M1. The record is from RefSeq and is a predicted model, not a curated record. Lineage: Eukaryota; Metazoa; Chordata; Mammalia; Perissodactyla; Equidae.
CCGGAGCCUACGUGAUGGCGUCAGGCGCCUCCGGCGUCGCUUCCUGUUGUCAGUGGCCGGGAGGCCGCAGCGUCGGGUCUGAGGCUUAGGGGCAGCCGCGGCCGGGAGUACCCCCGCCCCCUCCCCGCUCCCUUUGGUGUCAUGUGAUUCUCCGCAGGAGCUGCUGCAUGAGUGGAAAUGCUCUCAGUGGUGGAGAAUGGACUGGACCCCCGGGCUGCCAUCCCGGUCAUCAAGAAGAAGCUAGUGGGAUCCGUGAAGGCGUUGCAGAAGCAGUACGUGUCCUCGGACACAGUGGUCACCAGUGAAGACGGAGAUGCCAACACCAUGUGCAGCGCCCUGGAGGCCGUAUUUAUCCACGGCCUGCACGCCAAGCACAUCCGAGCCGAGGCGGGAGGAAAGAGGAAGAAGAGUCCCCACCAGAAGCCUCUGCCUCAGCCUGUCUUCUGGCCCCUCCUGAAAGCUGUCACCCACAAACACAUUAUCUCGGAACUGGAGCACCUGAUCUUUGUCAGCACGGAUGUGGGCCGCUGCCGGGCCUGGCUGCGCCUGGCCCUCAACGACGGCCUGAUGGAGUGCUACCUGAAACUGCUGCUCCAGGAGCAGGCCCGACUGUGCGAGUACUAUCAGCCCACAGCCCUGCUUCGAGACGCCGAGGAGGGCGAGUUCCUGCUCAGCUUCCUGCAGGGACUAACGUCCUUAUCCUUCGAACUCUCCUACAAGUCCGCCAUCCUCAACGAGUGGACGCUUACCCCACUGGCCCUCUCUGGGCUGUGCCCACUCUCUGAGCUCGACCCUCUCACUACCUCCGGUACAGAACUACAGCGGAAGGAGUCUCUGGAUUCCAUUUCCCAUUCCUCAGGCUCGGAGGACAUCGAAGUCCAGCACUCGGGCCAUAAGAUCCGGCGGAACAGGAAGCUCACCGCCUCCUCCCUCAGCCUGGACACGGCCAGUUCAUCCCAGCUGUCUUGCAGCCUGAACUCUGAUAGCUGUCUACUCCAAGAGAAUGGCUUCAAGAGUCCAGACCGUUCUGAGGAGCCCAUGUCCUUCGACUCAGACCCGGGAACAGCAAAUGCCGAUGAUUCAGACCCGUCUCUGCAAGAGGUGUUGUCGGAAUUCAGCAAAGCCCAGGUCAACUCUGCGCCAACCAACGGACUGAGCCGGGAAACGGAGAUUCCCACGCUGCAGGCCUCACUCUCCCUCCACGGCCUCGACACCAGCGCACGCCUGCACUUUGAUGUGCCUGCACAGCGCCGCCCUGCCCAAGCGUCCUCUGGGACUUGCGAUGGUGGCCACAAGCAGGAGCCACUUUCCCAGGCACCCGGGACCCUGGGCUUGCCGCAGCUGGGCACUGCCCAAGCUGCCUCUUCAGGGAGCACUUCCAGCCAGCAGCCUCUUAGUCCUGUGAGAGAGAGGACCAGAGCAGGCAGUGGCCAGCAGAAGCCCCCGGAGGAUGACGGAGCUGGACUGAGCCUUGCGGUUUCCUCACCCACCAGUCCGAAAAACAAGAGCUGGAUCUCAGAAGAUGACUUCUACCGGCCUCCCCCAGAACAAGCUGCCGAGGGUCCCUCAGAUCGCUCUGCAGCCUCGUCCACGGGGUCUCCAGAGGCAAGGCCUGGUCUCCUAAGGCAUUUUUCUCAAGGACCAAGAAAAAGCUACUCCACGGGGGCCUUAGACAAAGCUUGCGUGCCUUCCCCAGGAAGCAGAGAGAGCAAGGCGGCCGCGGCGCAGGAGCACAAGAACUUCAGGGUGGUGCACCGCCGGCAGAUGGGGCUGUCCAACCCAUUCCGGGGUCUCAUGAAACUGGGCACCGUGGAGCGGCGGGGGGCGAUGGGCAUCUGGAAGGAACUCUUCUGCGAGCUCUCCCCGCUGGAGUUCCGCCUCUACCUGAGCGACGAGGAGCGCACCUGCAUGGAGAGCUGUUCCCUGCUGCGCUGUGAGUCUGUGGGGCCGGCCCACAGCGACGGCCGCUUCGAGCUGGUCUUCUCCGGCAAGAGGCUGACCCUGCGUGCCUCUUCCCAGGAUGAAGCCGAGGACUGGCUCGACCGAGUGCGCGAGGCCCUGCAGAAGUACCGGCCCCAGCAGGAGGACGAGUGGGUGAACGUCCAGUACCCAGACGAGCCUGAGGACCCCGCAGAGGCCCCCCAGGGUGGCUUCCCUGCCCACUCGGACCUGCUCACAGAGCCUGAAACGCUCCAGAGCUCGCAGUUCAACUGGUCCUCUGCCCAAGUUCCCGAGCCAGACGCCAUUAAAGAAUCCCUUCUGUACCUCUACGCGGACAGGACCUGGGUGCCCUAUAUUUUUUCCCUGUCCUUGGAGGCUCUGAAAUGCUUCCGCCUGAGAAACAACGAGAAGAUGUUAACUGACAGCCAUGGAAUUGAGACCAUCCGAGAUAUCCUGCCAGACACGAGCCUCGGGGGCCCAUCCUUCUUCAAAAUCAUCACAGCCAAGGCCGUCCUGAAGCUGCAGGCCGGGAAUGCUGAGGAGGCUGCCCUGUGGAGGGAUCUGGUGCGCAAGGUCCUGGCGUCCUACCUGGAGACGGCCGAGGAGGCAGUGACACUUGGUGGCAGUCUGGAUGAAAAUUGUCAGGAGGUGCUGAAGUUCGCCACACGGGAGAAUGGCUUCCUGCUGCAGUACCUGGUGGCCAUCCCCACGGAGAAAGGCCUCGACUCCCAGGGCUGCUUCUGCGCAGGCUGCUCCCGGCAGAUCGGCUUCUCAUUUGUACGACCCAAGCUCUGUGCCUUCUCUGGCCUCUAUUACUGUGACAUCUGCCACCAAGACGAUGCCUCAGUGAUUCCCGCCAGGGUCAUCCACAACUGGGACCUCACCAAGCGCCCGAUCUGCCGGCAGGCCCUGAAGUUCCUGACGCAGAUCCGGGCCCAGCCCCUCAUCAACCUGCAGCUGGUGAACGCGUCCCUCUACGAGCACGUGGAGCGGAUGCGCCUCAUUGGAAGGAGCCGGGAGCAGCUGAAGCUUCUGGGGGAUUACCUGGGCCUGUGCCGAAGUGGAGCCCUGAAGGAGCUAAGCAAGAGGCUCAACCACAGGAACUAUCUCUUGGAGUCUCCCCACAAGUACAGUGUCGCUGACCUGCAGCAGAUCGCCGAGGGGACAUAUGAAGGAUUUCUCAAGGCCCUCAUCGAAUUCGCCUCCCAGCACGUUUACCACUGCGACCUGUGCACUCAGCGCGGCUUCAUCUGCCAGAUCUGCCACCACCAUGACAUUAUCUUCCCCUUUGAGUUUGACACCACAGUCAGGUGUGGCGAAUGCAAGACCGUCUUCCACCAGAGCUGCCAGGCCGUGGUGAAGAAGGGCUGCCCCCGCUGUGCCCGCCGGCGCAAGUACCAAGAGCGGAACACUCUCACCUAAGCCAACCUGUCCCCACCCGGGCUGCAGGAGCAUCCGCCCAGGCUGCCCUCUCAGGUGUCACAGCCAUCUCCCUUGUCAGGAAGACUCUCGGGUGUGACCAGAGCAUGAGUCUGCCAGAGGAAGCCCCAGAGGUCCUUGGUGACAUCCCCCAGUGCCCACCCCCACCCGUCUGUCCCAGGGCGGAGGGGGAGCAGAGAGGGGAGCUUUGCACUAGUCAAGCCCCGCUCACCUCCCUGACGGGCACCUCCUCCAUUAGGGCUGCUCAGACACUGUGGAGACAAGACCGGGGCGCAUUUGCAAUCCCACAUUCCUGAUUAAAAGGUCUAGUUUUUUAAGGUGGGUUCUUUCCCUUCAUAUUACAACAGAAAAUAUUUUUUUAUUCUUGACCCUACACAAGUCACCCAAGACGUCCAGGCGUCCUCACCCUGAGUAGACAUGCAGGAAGGGCUUGGGCCUGGCCUGCAGGGGGCAGGGGCCCAGGCAGCCAGGCCUCUGUGGGGACAGAGCCCACAGCUGGUCCAGGUGCCUUUCCUCCCCCUCACUGGGUACCCACUGCUGACAGCUCAAGUGCAAUGUGCCAAACCACCCGUGGGGCCGGCGGGCUCAGGCCUGAGGACCACUGUCCACCCCUCCCCCUCCUCCUCACCCCCUGCCCCGUGCUCCUCACCUGAAGAGCCCAUCCCCCUUCUCCGUGUCACAGCCCCACCUCUGCUGGAGCCUGGGCUCUAGGUCCCCGCAGGAGAAGGGCAAUGACUCAGACCAGCACUGUCAGCACUUUGAGCCUUCCUUGGUCCAGGGAAGGGUCGUCAUCUUGCCCAGCCCUCAGCCCCUCGCCCUCCUCACUCCCACCACAGGCAGGCAGGCAGGACGCUGCUGCCUGACCAAGCCCUGCUGGGGCAGAGGGAGGCUGGGCCCACAGAGGGCGGAGAGCCCCACACGGUCCUUCCACGAAGAGUGCUGGCCCCACUGCUGAGCCACACAGGGACAUGCGUGAGGAGCCGCCCUCACAGAAGGAUGCUCCGCCUUGUUUACAAAGCCAUGAAUUCACCGUUUCAGUGGACUGGCCCAGGAGGGGCGCCGCCAGAGACUGGGAAGUUUCAUUGGAGCAGGAUUGCCUUUUGAAGGGGUCUUGGGAUGGGGCAGGAGCCUGGAAUUGUUUUCAAAGUGAUAGUUAGACCUUUGGGGGUUGAGAGGAAUCUGGGUGUGAUUUCUCUGUUGCCUUCCGCCACCUCUCCUGGAUCCUGCAGACCCAGCUCAGCCCUGGGGUCCUCUGGCCCUCCUGUCUGCUCUCAGCUUGGAUUGGGGGCCCCAGGUGGAGACUGCCUGUCCCUCCUCUCUCUCGGGGUGAUCUGGCUGCUGAGUCACCUGCCCAGCCCUGUGGAGCUGGAUAAGUUGUGCAAUAGAAAGAGAAGGAGUAGGAAGGCGGAGGGGGCAAGGGGGCUGCCACAGCUUCGCUGUGCCCAUCACAGAAGAUGGUGCGCACCUGUGCCCAGCACGUCAACGCCUCCUAAACCAGAAGGUGGAUCCUUAUGCCCAUCCCACCCACCCCAUAGCCAGCAUUAAUGCCUCGCCACAAACGUGGCCUGAUUAGAGCCGCAGUUGCCCCGCACCUGCGUUCUUGGGCCUGUGAGUAUAUUCCGUAUUCCAGAGGGUGCCCUGGGGGCAGCAGGAGUGAGCCCCAGAGGAGCUUGCCCCCCACCCUGGGGUUGGUAGCAUUAGAGUUGACCCUCUCCCCAUACCAAAAGCUGCUAAUGCUUUCAGAUGAGUUGAUUUUUACCCCCUCACCUCCAAUGGAAAGCUGAUGAGAACCUCAGUAGUGCCCACACUAUUUUUAAAAUGUCAUUUUAUGCAAUAAACUGUUUCUUGUGAGGGGCCCUGGCCCUGAGAAGUGCUUUGCAAUGUAUUGAAGGAACUGCUGCCGGGUGAUUUUUGAAUGAUUUUGCAGUAAAGACCUGAUCUUUCUAA